This is a messenger RNA of Protopolystoma xenopodis, 1146 nucleotides long. The record is from the annotation of a GenBank genome assembly. Lineage: Eukaryota; Metazoa; Platyhelminthes; Monogenea; Polystomatidea; Polystomatidae.
AUCUUGGAGAUUUACGAGGUGCAUGAGUACCAUCAAGGAAUUUACACCUGCGAGGUCACCAACAGCCUUGGCGAAGUUUCUAGCUCUGCUAGUCUGCGAAUUGCUCAAGCUCUGCGGCCACGUAUUCUCACAGCACCUCCGGCAGAAGCAAAUAUCGUAGUUGAGGGCGGCACUCUGGUGAUGCAGUGUUCAGCCUACGGUCAGCCGCGGCCAACUAUCUCAUGGAUCUGGCAGAGAGGCGCCCUUCCACGAAAUCUAGCUACUGGAGGGCGGCAUAUUGUGCGAACACGAAUCCACAAGAUUGGGCAUGCAAACAGUGGACACGAGGGGGCUAGUAAUACCACGAUCUCUACCUUGUACAUUCGUAAUAUGACCGGCGAAGACGCCGAAGGACGUUACGUUUGCUAUGCUUCGAAUCGGGUAGGCUCUGCAAGUGUUACCACCGUGAUCCGCGUCGUGAAACGCGAUUCUCGCAGACAUUCUCCUGUCUGGCCUCCUUCAAAAAUGUCUCGUUUAAACGAUAAAAUGUAUAAGCAAAAAGAGGAAGAAUUCUAUGCAAAAGUCAAUAGGCUUCAAGGGGGAAAAGAAGCAGUAAAAGAGGUCGAUGGGAAAAAGCAAAAUACGAUGAUACAUGCGGAAAAGGAAAAAGGUAGGGAGUUGCCACCAAUGUCUGUUGAGACAAAUACUCUUUCACCCGAAGUAUUGAACGCGACUUCAGGUGAUGACUUCGUUCGCCAAGUGAUUGAGAAAGCCCGGCAACGCGUCGAGGCUGCCAUUAAGAAGACAGCCGAUCGCCUUUGGGAUCCAACACGUCGACGCAGCUCGACCGAUAUCGCUUCCCUCUUUCGGCAGCCGAGCCAAGCCGCUUUAGAAUUGGCUAAAGCGGCGGAAGUCUACGAGGCAGCGCUCGAUGAGGUUACUGCGGCAUUGCGACAGAAGACCGGCUUCAGUUUUGGAGAUGAUAGAACGUCACAGCUGAUGCAGUUCGGCGCGGAGAUUGGAAAUACUUCCUCAGAACCGGGGCUGGAGCAGGAUCGUUACGCCCAGACAGUUCACGCAAUGGGAGUUCAGUUAACUGCCGAUCAAUUGGCCAUUAUCUCUCAGCUUUCAGGAUGUCAAACGACUCUCAACUUAGAUGCAUGUUCC